Messenger RNA from Sipha flava (yellow sugarcane aphid), 5777 nucleotides. Its product is annotated as ATP-binding cassette sub-family A member 3-like. Gene Ontology annotation, cellular component: intracellular membrane-bounded organelle; membrane. The coding region runs from base 480 to 5708 and encodes 1742 amino acids. Gene Ontology annotation, molecular function: ATP hydrolysis activity; ATP binding; lipid carrier activity. The record is from RefSeq and is a predicted model, not a curated record. Gene Ontology annotation, biological process: transmembrane transport; lipid transport. NCBI's taxonomy places the organism in Eukaryota, Metazoa, Arthropoda, Insecta, Hemiptera, Aphididae. The transcript is spliced from 21 exons.
UGUGGUCGGAUGUCGAAGCUUCCGUCAUCGGAGUGUCUCCGUGUGUAACGGAUAAUGCGUGAUAACAAUAAUAAGAAGUUUAUUAUAUCGUUGAAUAAUGUUUGCGUGAGACAAUUCUAUCUAACCGAUUAAUAUAGUUCCCGAAGGGCUCGUAUUUUCGUCGCGGACCACUGUCCGUCCGUGUAACCUUGAUUUUCUCGCGCACGCACAUCUGGUGAUUUCUGUUGUCACGCACGCGCGUAUAAUACUUAUAUACGCGAUAAUACUUAUCUAUAGUGGCGCGCAGUUGGUUUCUGCUGCCGUGACGGUUUUUAGCUUUUUGUCGUACGUGCCCGACGUGUGUGGUUGUUGUUCCGCGGUAAUCAACUGCCGCCAUUCGUAUCGUCUGUUCGUGUACGUUAAACGUGCGUAUUGCACGUAGAAUAAGCACAUAAAUAUUGUCGACGCUAACCAUCCGGCGACCGCGAACAUUUUUCAAAAUGUGGCUAAAAAUUAAAGUGCUAUUAUGGAAAAGCUUACAGUUAAGAAAAAGACAUUGGUUUAGUACUAUUAUAGAAAUUAUAGUACCUUGUUUAUUAUUCAUUUUUAUUGACUAUUUAAGAAGACAGUUAUCUGGUCAUAUGUCACAAGAAUCAAUAGUUAUAAAUCAAACUAUACCAACACCUAUUAAUGAAGAAGAAUUAUACUUGAGAUUCCGUACAAAACAUUCUAUGUUGUACUUUAUUUAUACUCCUCCAACAAUUGAGACCAAAGAAAUUAUGAAGACUGUUGCAAAAAAUUUAGAUAUUGAUUUUACUUCUAUUGAAACUGCUAAUAAUGAAGGUGAAUUAAUGAAUAAAUUUAAACAAAAAUUCAACUCAAGUGGAUAUGUAGAUGGAUAUGGAAUUGUUUUUGAAGAAACAACAAAAUCAAGUGUUUUUAAAUACAAAAUAAGAAAUACAAAAAAAUAUUGGAUAACUGAUCAAUUGUUUCCAACUUUUGAAGUUCCAGGGCCUAUGGACUAUGGUCAAAUAUAUUUUACUUCAGGAUUCUUAGCAUUACAGUUAGCUUUAGAUAAAGCCUUUAUUACAUUCAGCACUUCUAGUGAUUUUGAUUAUUAUAAUUUUGAAAUUCAAUCUUACCCUUAUGCAAAAUACAUAAUGGAUUCAACAUUUUUACAACUAUUUCAAAUAUUCUUUCCGUUAUUUACAGUCUUAAGUUUCUUGCUAAUGUGUUCAAAUACAAUUAAAAGAGUUGUUGAAGAAAAAGAUUCUGGUGUAAAAGAAUUGAUGAAAAUGAUGGGCCUUAAAUCCUGGAUGAUAUGGACUGGAUGGAUAUUGCACAACUUUUUUGUAUAUGCUAUAUCAAUCACAAUUAUUACUUAUGUUAGUUGUUUUGAAUUAUAUGCUGGUAAAGGAAAAUUGCUAAAUUAUACUAAUCCAUUGCUGUUGUGGAUAUUUCUUGUUAUGUAUAUGAUUACUGGAAUAUUUUUUAGUUUUGCUGUUAGUAGUUUAUUUAAUCGACCAUUAAUUGCUUUAAUUGCUGGUAGCAUGGCAUGGUGUCUUUCUUACAGUAUACCAGCUAAUUUUUUAAAACCAACUACGAGUACUCUAAUUCAAAUGGUUUUUAUGUUACUUCCGAAUGUUGCUGUUACAAAUACUUUUUCCACUAUAUCAUCACUUGAAUCACAAGGAAUAGGCCUUGGAUUUUCCACUUUAUUUAUUUCUGGAAAAGGAAAAAAUAGUUUUUCUGUUGGUUUCAUUUUGUUCAUGUUUAUUGUUGAUUGUUUUUUGUACGGAUUUAUUGCUUGGUACCUAGACUCAGUUAUGCCAGGAAAAUAUGGCAUUGCAAAACCAUUAAAUUUUUUGUUUAAAUGGUCCAACAAAAAGACUGAUGUUAAUGUUAUGGAACACAUAAGUAAAAGCACUAGUAGGCUUUUUGAAAAGCCAUCUAACAAAUAUGAAGUUGGAAUUAGUAUACAAAAUUUACAUAAACGUUAUGGAAAUUUUUACGCUGUAAAUGGAGUUAAUAUGGACUUGUAUAAAGGACAAAUCACUGCUCUUUUGGGUCAUAAUGGUGCUGGAAAAACAACUACAAUGUCAAUUAUUACUGGUUUAUUUUCUCCUACAUCUGGUAGUGUUACAGUUAAUGGAAAGGAUUUAUUUAGUAAUAUUGAUGAUUUUAGAGAAAAUCUUGGAUUAUGCCCUCAACACAAUUUACUUUUCAAUUAUUUAACAACACUAGAUCAUUUAAUAUUUUUUGGAAUGCUUAAAGGAAUGCCUUUGUCUAAAGCUAAACUAGAAGGUUUAAAAUUACUGAAGAUUUUAAAUAUAUUACAGAAGAAAAAUGAACUAGUGAGUAGCCUUUCUGGAGGUAUGAAAAGAAAGUUAUCAUUGGCGAUUGCAUUAGUUGGCAGUCCUGAAAUACUAAUUUUAGAUGAACCUACAUCAGGAAUGGAUCCAGAAUCUCGAAGAGAAAUGUGGGAUUUACUCUUGUCAUUUAGAGGAUCAAGAACUAUUUUGAUUACUACACAUUUUAUGGAAGAAGCUGAUGUCCUUGGUGAUAGAAUCGCUAUUAUGGACCAUGGAAAAGUUAAAUGUUAUGGCACAUCUUUGUUUUUAAAAAAAGCAUAUGGAACUGGUUAUAAUUUGACUAUUGUAAAAGAUGCAGAAUGUGCAGAACAUAACAUUUUUGCAGCAAUUAAAGAAAUUAUACCUGAAGCGGAAAUUCAAAGUUCAUUGACAGCUCAGUUAGUAAUUAAUUUACCCAAUGAAAAUGCUGAUCAGUUUCCAGAAUUAUUUAGAAUGCUAGAAACAAAUAGAAAGGCAUUUUGUAUAAAAGGAAUGGGUGUAUCCUGUACAACAAUGGAAGAAGUUUUUUUGAAAGCUGAAAAAAAUAUUCUAGAUGAUGAUGAUGGUGAAUUAUCAUCGCCCAAUACACCAUUAGAUGCUAGUAGUUGUCAGUUGAUUAUAACUAAAGAAGUUGAUUGCAAUGUAGACCUAGUAACUAAUUUAGUACAUCAAUAUGUACCUGAAUCUACAUUGAUGGCCAAUUUAGAAACUCAAAUUGUAUAUAACUUACCAGCUAAACAAAGAAAUCAAUUUGGAUCCUUAUUUUCUGCUCUUGAAUUCCAAAAACAAAAUUUCAAAUUAAUAAGUGUCAAAAUAACUAAUCCAACUACAGGUGAUAUUUAUCCAAAUUCUACAAAUUUAGAUGAUGGAGAUGAACCCAAAGAGCCAUCUUAUAAUGAAGUCACACAAACAUUAAUGCCAAAAUAUACUAGUGGAAUAACCUUAUUAAAAAAUCAAGUUAAAGUUUUGUUAAAAAAAAAAAUUUUAUAUUCUUGUAGAAGAUGGCUUCUGACACUAGUUUUUGGAAUUGGACCUAUUUUGUUGGGUAUAUUGGUAAUAAGAUCUACUUAUUCAUUAUUCAAAGUAUCUAGUGGUCCUCUAGGGUUGAAUUUAUCCUUAAGUUCCUAUAUGAAUACUGAUGUAUAUUACCGUGCUGGUGACCAAUCUUCUAAAAAUUUAGAAUCAAAAUUUGUAACUAUUUCAAAGAAAAAUAAAGCUAAUGUAAUUGAAGCACCAUCAACAAAUAAUAUUAUCUAUGAUUUAUUAAAAAUGUGUUCUGAAGAUGUAGUCAAGUAUAGAACAAAUCUUUUAAUUGCUGGCGACUUUAAUGAAACAAAUUCUACUGUUAUAUACAAUAAUAUAGCUAUUCACUCACCAGGUAUUGCUGUAAAUCUUUAUUCAAAUGCUUUAUUACAAGAAUUAUCUGGUAACUCUGAAUCAUAUAUUGCAACUAUUAAUGAACCAAUUGAAAUUCAGGAGCAUGAGAAUGUUUGUGAUGAAGAAUUUGGAACACAAAUAGUAAUUGUUUGGCUUACCAUUUUUAUCCCGGGUUUGCUGUAUUUAAUUGGUUACUUUAUGGCAUUACCUUUAAAUGAAAGACUAUCUGGAAUUAAACAUUUGCAAAUGAUGACUAAGCUUUCUCCAAUUGUGUAUUGGGCUGCUUGUUUCAUUUGGGACUAUUUUUGUUUUAUAGUUGUUGUGAUACUUACUAUAAUAGCUAUGUUUUUCUUUGAUUAUGAUCACAUAUUCACAGGCCCAAACGAACUUGGUGCUCUUAUAACUAUAAUGCUAUUAUACGGAUGGAGUGCCAUAUUCUAUGCAUAUGUGUAUAGUUUUUUCAAAAAAUCUUUGGUCAGCUCUAUGUUAUUAUUCGUAGCAAUCAAUUUUAUAUUAGGGAUGUUUUUAAAUAGUGCAAUGUUUCUUGUCAAAGACAUCAUAAGAGAAAAGAAUCAAAUAAAUCCCUAUAAUGCUUGGAAUAUAUUUAGGAUUAUAACUUUAAUUAUUCCUCAUUUCUCAUAUUCAGCAUGUAUAUCAGGAUUUGUUGAUAUAUCAUGGGAAAAUAACAGGUGUAAAAUUUGUAAAUCGCCCAAUAUGAUAGAAGCAUGUAGUAGUAUUAUAGAUUCUACACCAAAAAAAUAUUUUGUAUUCAAAUCUAACGAAAAUCCAUCUGGCAUUCUGGAAGAAACAUUAUUCUUAGUUUUUAGCAGUUUAAUUUAUAUAGUCAUAAUACUAUUAUUUGAUUAUAAAGUUUUUGCGCGCAUAUACCAGUUGGGCUUUAAUAAAAUUAUUGGCUCUGGUAUUGGUUACAAAGACGAAAAUGAAGAUCCAGAUAUUGGAGGUGAAAGAGAUAAAGUGGAUGCUGCUAAAUCUCAUUCAAAUACUGCUUCGCAGUCACCACUUUUACUUGUUGAUAACUUGGUUAAGAAGUUUAGUUUUAAAUUUACUGGUGUUCGUGGUAUAAGUUUUACUGUUUCACCUGGUGAAUGUUUUGGAUUACUGGGUGUAAAUGGUGCUGGAAAAACUACUACUUUUCGAAUUUUAACUGGAGAUAUAUUUCCUUCCAAAGGCAAUGCUUCUAUUCAAACAGAUAAAAUAUACGAACUUAACUCAAAUGUGAAUGAGUACAUGUCAAUGAUUGGUUACUGUCCUCAAUUUGAUGCGAUUAAUGAUCAACUUACUGGAAAAGAAUCUUUGGAAUUAAUGGCUAUUUUAAGAGGAAUAUCACCAUUAAAGACAAAAAAACAUGUUGAUAAAUGGAUUAAACGUUUGGGGCUUGAAGAGUUUAAAGAUAGAAUUUGUGGAAAAUACAGUGGAGGUAAUAAGAGAAAAUUAAACACAGCUAUGGCACUGAUAGGAGAUCCUCCAGUUGUAUUUUUGGAUGAACCAACUAGUGGAGUAGACCCUGUUGCUAGGCGUAAUUUAUGGCAAUUAUUAGCUGCUAGUCAAAGAGGUGGACAGGCAGUUAUACUUACAUCUCAUAGUAUGGAUGAAUGUGAAGCACUUUGCAAUCGCUUAACUAUUAUGGUUGAUGGUGUUAUGAAAUGUAUUGGUAAUAUACAGUAUUUAAAAAAUCGAUAUGGACAAGGUUUUACAGUAAUGAUAAAACUGCAAACUAGUGAAGAUUUAAAUGUAGGUGAAUUGAAAGCUGAUAUAGAACGUCAAUUUGCUCCUGACAUAAUUUUGAAAGAUGAACAUAAAGGAUUGUUGCAUUAUCACAUAACCAAUCCACAGAUACCAUUGUCAGAAAUAUUUGGUCAGAUGAAAGCUAUAAAAGAAAAUUACCAAGCAGUAGAAGACUACACUGUUAGUGACACAACACUCGAACAAGUAUUUAUAGCAUUUGCAAAAAAACAAGCAGUUAUAAAUACAAUUACAUAAGAAUUUCGGUUUUAAUUAUUCUCAUAUAAUAUAUAACUUAUUUGAUUAAUUUAUGUGAUAUUCUAAUAU